GUUGGCCAAAACCAUCAUGACUGAACCCAAGGAUGUGACUCUCAUGAAUGGACUGGCUGCAUCUCUGAACAUGAAGGUGCACUACAUUUCCUUUUCAGCUCAUGCUGACUCUGCUCAAACAAGUGCGUUCUUGAAAGAGCUCAAUCCUCCUAACAUAAUUCUUGUACAUGGGGAAACUAAUCAGAUGAACAGGCUCAAACAGAAGCUCAUGAGUCAAUUUUCUGAUCGCAACACCAAAGUUCUUACUCCAAAAAACUGUCAAUCUGUUGAAAUGUAUUUCAGUUCGCAGAAAAUGGCAAAAACCAUAGGGAAGCUGGCUCAAAAAACACCCGAAGUCGGUAAAACUGUCGGUGGUUUGCUAGUUAAAAAAGGCUUCACAUAUCAGUUUAUGUCACCUGAGGAUCUCCAUGUCUUUUCACAGCUAACAACAACAAACAUCACUCAGAGAAUUACUGUCCCUUAUUCAGGAGCCUUUAGUGUCAUACAUCAUAGACUCAAACGGUUAUAUGAGAGUGUAGAGCAGUCCGUGGAUGAAGAAUCUGGAGUUCCAACAUUGCAAGUCCAUGAGUGCGUUACAGUGAAGCUUGAAUCAGAAAAGCAUAUCUCCUUGCAUUGGCCAUCAGACCCCUUGAGUGAUAUGGUGUCAGAUUCAAUUGUUGCUCUGAUU
Cajanus cajan (pigeon pea) is the source of this 667-nucleotide messenger RNA. NCBI's taxonomy places the organism in Eukaryota, Viridiplantae, Streptophyta, Magnoliopsida, Fabales, Fabaceae. The record is from RefSeq and is a predicted model, not a curated record.